UCCGUAUAUAUUAAUCCUUAAAGCGAAAAGAUCCCAAACUCGAACCAAAAGGUGAUCGAAACCUGAUAAAUGGAAAAUCUGAUGGUCACUCCUAAAUUCAUGGUAACAUAAUUGCUGACGUGUGACGGUGUUAUUCAAGGGAGGCAUCGAUCGUCUUUUACGUGGGACCACAUCAUCCGUGCAUACAUGUAUAUAUAUCUCAUAUUUCUUACAUAAACAAUGUAACAAAAUCUUCCAAAGAUCUUGAAAUUAAAUUCAAUCGAGGUACCCACCAAAAAAAAAUUGAGCAUUGUAUUUGUAACCUUCAAAAGAAACAAAAUCCAACGAGACUAAAAAUAAUUAAAUAUUAAAGAUUUGUAAAUGGACGGUGGCUUUGGUGCAUGAAAAGAGGUGUGAAAAAGGUUUCGGUUAUAGUAACCGAAACUGAAACAUCGAACUUCGACAACGAUUUAAAUCAAUAAUCAAACGACAUAGCAUUUAUUGAGCCUUACGUGUUCUGUUCUUCCUUAGUGAAGUACCCACACUCACUUCACAUGGUCUUCACGUCUUAGCUAAGCUAGGCCCUACUCAUUGACAUUUAUGUCAUUAUGUGUAUUUAUAUAAACCUUAGAGUUAAAGGACCGAACAAAGCAUAACUCGAGUAACCCAUUUUCAUUAUCAUUUCUUGAGAUGUAUAUGUCCUCAUUGUCUCCGAGACUCCACAAAGCAUACAAAGCUAGAUGUGUUAGCUUACCGGUUCGGUCUCAUCCGAGUGUUAGGAGGAUUCAAGAAGUGGUCUCCAAGGUUAGAGCUUUGGGGUCUUCUUCGUUAGACUCGAGGACGAUGGUCCGUGACGGUCUCUCUGGUCUCACCGAGCUUUACAGAUGUUUAAGUGAAGAUCUCUUCAAGUCUUCUUCUGAAACUCAACAAGCUCUUCUUAACGGUGACGGCUUGAUGGAAGAGCUUCUUGAAGUAUCACUGAAAUACUUAGAGGUUUGUGGAGGAGCUAAGGACGCAGCGUCGAGGAUCAAGAAGAUUGUUGUCGAGCUUCAGUCUGCUUUGAGAAGGAGCAAGAAAGGAGGUGAGUUUAGCCUCGAGAGUGACGUUGACGCUUAUGUGGCGUCUAGGAAAGAGAUCAAGCAGGAGAUCAAGAAGUAUAUGGUAAUGUCGAAAGAGACAGAUGCGUCUUUAGAGAGUGUUUGGUGUGAUGGUGAUGAUCAAGAGAUGAGUGCUCUGGUUAGAGUGAUGCAAGAGACGAGUGUAAUGACUUGUUUCGUCUUACGCUCGGUCUUCUCCUUCUUGUCUUCGCCGAAAGGGUUAAAGACUAAGAAUCAUCACCACCGCAAAGGUUGGGGGAUUGUUAUGAAGCUUGUGAAGAAAGGAAUGGAUCAUCAUCACCAGGAGAAAAGAGAUCAUGAGACGGGAUUUUCUUGUCUCGUGCUUGAAGCUAUGGAAUCUGAGCUUGGGAAGCUUGUUGUGAUGACGACGAGGGAAGAUCAAGAAGAGGAGAAAAAGAUUAGUGAAGAAGUAUCUGAGAAGGUUCAAUGUACAUUGGUUAGAUCCGAAGGUGUAGAGGCAGCCAUGGAAGAGCUUGAAGAGGGACUUGAAGGAUUGUUCAAGGUAAUGAUACAAGCUAGAGUCUCUCUUCUUAACAUCCUCUCCACUUAAUUCAAAAUGGAUCAGAUUCGAAUUUCUUGGUCUGGAUUUGGAAAUAAAUUAGUUGCACUUGACCAAGUCGAUUGGGUUUAAAAUCUUGGUUUGGUUUAUUUGUUUGUUCUUGUAUGUUGUGAGAGAGAGUUUAAACAUGCGUCCAUGUUUUAGAGGAUGUGUGUUUGUUGUAAGUGUGUACAUCGUUCAGGUGUGAACAACUCUUGUAAAGUUUUAUGUACUUAUAAAUAUCUAUUAUUUUACCACA
Arabidopsis lyrata subsp. lyrata is the source of this 1894-nucleotide messenger RNA. RefSeq lists its product as uncharacterized. Gene Ontology annotation, biological process: root development; shoot system development. The record is from RefSeq and is a predicted model, not a curated record. The coding region runs from base 670 to 1647 and encodes 325 amino acids. The transcript has a single exon. NCBI's taxonomy places the organism in Eukaryota, Viridiplantae, Streptophyta, Magnoliopsida, Brassicales, Brassicaceae.